Penicillium atrosanguineum is the source of this 1122-nucleotide messenger RNA. RefSeq names its product fatty acid alpha-hydroxylase. The record is from RefSeq and is a predicted model, not a curated record. Gene Ontology annotation, cellular component: endoplasmic reticulum; membrane. Gene Ontology annotation, molecular function: heme binding; iron ion binding; fatty acid 2-hydroxylase activity. Gene Ontology annotation, biological process: lipid biosynthetic process; fatty acid metabolic process. Bases 1 to 1122 code for a protein of 373 amino acids. Lineage: Eukaryota; Fungi; Ascomycota; Eurotiomycetes; Eurotiales; Aspergillaceae. The transcript has 2 exons.
AUGCCUGGACGUGUCCUACCAACAUUCACGCCCGCCGAGGUGGAGUCGCAUAACAGUGUCAAAUCCUGCUUCAUUACCAUCGGUCGCAAUGUCUACGAUGUUACCGACUUCGUGGAAGAUCAUCCAGGUGGUGGUGAUCUGAUUCUGGACUAUGCUGGCAAGGACGUGGCGGAGAUCAUGAAGGAUGAAAUCUCCCACGAGCACUCCGAGGCCGCCUACGAGAUCCUUUUAGACUACCACGUCGGAUUCCUCUCCUCGGAUGCAUCCGGCAAGUCCCAGGACGCUGGUAUCAACGUUGGCAAAGGCGAUGGAACUGUUUAUGAAACCACCGGAAUGUCGCGGGAGGAGGAUCUGUCUGUCGAGACCGACUUCUCGCAGGACUUCAAAACACAUAAGUUUUUGGAUCUCAACAAGCCUCUGUUCCCUCAACUCUGGUACAGCACUUUCUCCAAGGAAUUUUACUUGGAGCAAGUUCACCGGCCCCGUCACUACAAGGGAGGCGAGUCGGCCCCUCUCUUCGGCAAUAUCUUGGAGCCUCUCAGCAAGACUUCGUGGUAUAUAGUCCCUAUUCUGUGGCUGCCUAUGGUCGCAUAUGGUACCGUGAUCGGAGCUGGGGGUCUGAAUAACCCCUUGGCCGCUGCCGCGUAUUGGGCUGUUGGUUUUUGCCUCUGGUCCCUGAUCGAGUAUCUCAUGCAUCGCUUCCUCUUCCACCUUGACAAUUGGCUCCCCGAUAACCGAGUUGCUCUGACUCUACACUUCCUUCUCCAUGGUAUUCAUCACUAUCUCCCUAUGGAUAAAUACCGACUUGUCAUGCCGCCGACCCUGUUUGUCGUACUGGCUGCCCCUUUCUGGAAGCUGGCCCAUGCCGUCUUCUUCUACAACUGGUUUGCGGCUGUGCAGGUCUUCUGCGGCGGUGUUUUCGGAUACAUCUGCUAUGACCUGACCCACUACUUCCUUCACCACCGCAACCUUCCCCUGCACUACAAGGAGCUCAAGAAGUACCACCUUCAGCACCACUACGCUGACUUUGAGAAUGGAUUUGGUGUCACCAGCCGAUUCUGGGAUCGUGUCUUCGGCACUGAGCUGGAGGCUCCUUCUUCCAAGGGUGCCAAGGCUCAGUAG